GAACGAUGUAUUCAGCUCAUGUGCGUCACGGCCACUGUGAAUGGGAAUACAACAGAAUAUGUCAUGCAGAGCAAGGGAGCGAUGCCUCUGGGCUGGAUGGGGGUAGGAUUCGGUCGAAUCAUGGCGCAUACAGCUAUGGUCAUAAUGUGGCCCAAUGACGAUGGGUCUAUUACUUUAUCCCAACGAACAGCGCCCCGCGAAGUGAUGCCCACCGUGGUCAAAAAUCCACCUCGAAUCGCUGACGUGUCCGCAGCCGGGACUUACCUCGAUGGUGAUUUUUCAAAACUGGCAUUCAAUAUCCCGGUGCUUUUGUCAGAAAAGCGCAAGAUCAUCUGGGCGUAUGGUCGCGUGCGGCCAGAAUCUUCUGCCGUCGACGCGCGCAUCCACUUCCACGCCGGAUACGGACAUGCCGAAUUCAAUCUGACCAAGCCCAUCAUAGAAGAAUCAGAACCAGAACCAGAAGCGAGCGAGGAGCUCCCUGAAGAGCUCGAAAGUGGCGUGGAAGACGUGGCGUACCCCCCAUACCAGAAAACCAUCAUCACCCAUGCUGUUAUCUGUAUCAUCGGCUUCUUGAUUGUUCUCCCCGUAGGCUCUCUUAUCGCACGAUAUCUGAGAACCUUCUCUCCUAUUUGGUUCCAAUUCCAUUGGGUCCUACAAUUCAUCUUUGGCGGUACAGCGGCCAUCUUCGGCGGCUUCUUGGGUUAUCGAUCUGUUGAAGCAGCAGGCGCGAGCCAUUAUAAUGACGCGCACAAGGCACGCUCUAUCACUAUUAAAUGGGGCGUGGCCCUCUUGUUUUUGUAUUUCGUGCAGUGCGGGUUUGGAGCCAUCAUUCACUGGAAGAGACCGGCUAUCAAAAUAUGGGGCAUUUUGCACGCGGUCUUUGGUCUGACAGUCAUCGCCUUGUCGUUCUAUCAAGUGAGACUAGGAUACAAGUACGAAUGGCCGGCCGUUACUGGCCGCGAUGUCAUUAAACCCAUCGAGAAUACGUGGAUAGUACUGAUUAUUCUUCUUCCUAUUCUCUAUGCUAUCGGCUUAGCUUUAUUACCAAAGCAGUUUGCACAGGACCACAAGAAGAUGACGGCGUUGGAGAUUGAUAAAUUGGAGAUGGAAAGCCGUCCAUUGAAUGCUGGGGAAGUUGAUGAGGACUAG
This is a messenger RNA of Heterobasidion irregulare TC 32-1, 1149 nucleotides long. RefSeq lists its product as uncharacterized. The record is from RefSeq and is a predicted model, not a curated record. The annotation marks the transcript as partial. The transcript is spliced from 8 exons. Lineage: Eukaryota; Fungi; Basidiomycota; Agaricomycetes; Russulales; Bondarzewiaceae.